AGCCAUGAAGCUCCCACUCCUUCUUCUGCUUUCGUUCGCUGGCCUUGCCCUUGCUCAGAUUGUUCCUAGGCAAUCCUGGUGCCGACAGCCACUGUCCCCUCGCCUGCCACGUCUUGCGGUGCCCGUGCGCCUGAUCAUCAUCCAUCAUACGGCCAGUGCGCCCUGCUAUACGCCCCAGCAAUGCCAGACGGCACUACAGCAGAUCCGCAUGGGGCAUCUGCUGAGAAGGUUCCGCGACAUUGGCUAUAAUUUCCUGAUUGGCGGCGAUGGACGCAUCUACGAGGGCCUGGGCUUUGGCAUUCGUGGAGAGCAUGCACCGCACUACAACAGCCAGUCGAUUGGUGUGGCUUUCAUUGGGAAUUUCCAGCAUACGCUUCCCUCGCCGCAGAUGUUGCAGGCAGCCCGCACCCUCAUCACAAUUGCUGUCCAGCGGCGACAGGUUCUGCCCAAUUAUUCCCUUGUGGGGCACUGCCAGACGAAGGCCACAGCCUGUCCGGGACGCCAGCUGCUGGACGAACUGCGCAAGUGGCCGCGCUGGCAGCCAAAGCCAUAGAAUCGGUAGAGCUUUGAAUGCCUCUCUUUGUACAUAAAUUUAUUCUAGCAGCAAACUAAUAAAGAAUUAACGAGAAAGUCUCCACUUAAAUGCUCCUCCAGUUGGGCCAGGUCUUGAUCUCAUUGAAGAGAGCUGUGCCCGGGCAGGCGGUGGCCUUGGUCUGGCGAUGUCCCAGCAGCGUGUAGGUGUCCUUUAGGUGUCCCCCCUGCUUGGCCAUGGCAAUCAGAUCCUUGGCAUUCUGCAGCAUCUGCGAGGAUGGCUUGGUGCUCUCAAAGUUUCCAAUAAACACAAUGCCAAUGCUGUUGCGAUUGUAGUUGGGCGCAUGGGAGCCCUGCAGGCCAAAGCCGCGGCCCUCGUACACCUUCCCAUCGCCGGCGACAAUGAAAUUGUAGCCAAUGUCGCUGAACUUGCGCCUGCCCUUGUGGUCCGUUUGUAUGGCCUUGAUCAUCCGUUUGCACUGAUCCGAACUGCUGCAGCCAUUGGGAUUGUCCGAGUGAUGUAUGAUCACAUAAUCCACGGCGCCACUUAUCCUGGCUGGCGAACGGGCAGCCACUGCGCCCCAACUGCUGCGCGGCUCAAUGUUCAG
Molecule: messenger RNA, 1139 nt
Organism: Drosophila obscura
Lineage: Eukaryota; Metazoa; Arthropoda; Insecta; Diptera; Drosophilidae
Gene: PGRP-SB2
Product: peptidoglycan-recognition protein SB2
Exons: 2
Coding region: 5-553 (182 amino acids)
Biological process (GO): peptidoglycan catabolic process; innate immune response
Molecular function (GO): peptidoglycan binding; zinc ion binding; N-acetylmuramoyl-L-alanine amidase activity
Source: RefSeq, a predicted model, not a curated record